Bactrocera dorsalis (oriental fruit fly) is the source of this 2329-nucleotide messenger RNA. RefSeq names its product putative cyclin-dependent serine/threonine-protein kinase DDB_G0272797/DDB_G0274007. NCBI's taxonomy places the organism in Eukaryota, Metazoa, Arthropoda, Insecta, Diptera, Tephritidae. Gene Ontology annotation, molecular function: calcium ion binding. The record is from RefSeq and is a predicted model, not a curated record. The transcript is spliced from 5 exons. The coding region runs from base 193 to 1038 and encodes 281 amino acids.
UAGUGUUUUGACAUUUCAAAGUUGUAUACGUGUAUACGUGUGAAUUUCUCUGGUUUUUUUGUUUGACGUGGUUGUUCGAUUCCCUUCGUAUUAUUUAAGCUGCAUUAAUAUAAAAAUUAAGUCUCAGUCAAGAAUUAAAAAGAUUUAUUACACUGCCGUUCUUCCCAGCCUACCUGACGUAGGUGUGCCAAUAUGCGUCCUGAAAUCAAGUCUUUCCACCGAAAACAGUUACCAGCUUUUUCGCUGAUGCUGUUAUCGUUAAUGUUAUUUGGAUUCACAUCCGCUCAACGGGUUGCUCCAGGAGUUCCUCCACAACACUAUCAACAAGUUCCGGUGCAGCAUAAUCAGCAGCCACAAUAUCAACAACAACAACAGCAACAAAUACACCAUGCGCCAAAUGUCAAUCCUCAGCAUUAUCAACAGCAAGUGCAAUAUCAGCAGGUGCCCGUGCAACAGCAACAACAGCAACAGCAGUAUCAACAACAACAACAGCCGCAAUUUCAACAACAGCAACCACCUCAACAACAACAACAAUUCCAACAACAGCCUCCACAACCGGUACAACAACAAGCGCCACAUACACCUCAUCAAGCUCAUCAUGGCCAGCAGCAAGUGUUGAACGCAGGCAACAUACAAGAUGAGAGAGCUCACAUUCAGGAACAUAUGCAGGUUCCGAUUGAUACGAGCAAAAUGUCUGAGGCAGAGCUGCAAUUCCAUUACUUCAAAAUGCACGAUUCUGAUAACAACAACAAAUUGGACGGUUGUGAGCUCAUAAAAUCACUUAUUCAUUGGCAUGAGCAAGGAAGCAAAGAGCAACCGCACAACGAACAGACGCCACAUGUGGAAGAAAAGAUCUUCUCUGAUGAAGAGCUAGUGGCAUUGAUCGAUCCCAUUCUUCAAAUGGAUGAUACGUCACGCGACGGUUAUAUUGACUAUCCAGAAUUUAUAAAGGCACAACAAAAGGCUGUGGCAGCAUCACAACAAAAACAACAGCAACAGCAGCAGCAACAACAGCAACAGCCGCAAAGUGGAAAAUAAGAGAUGCAAUGAAACAUGUUUCUUAUUAUUUGUUGUUAGGUUAUUCCUAUUCUACUUAAGGAUUCUUAUGAUUCCAUGACAUAAUUUUUUGGCGCAAAAUUGUGAUUUGAAUUCAAUUUGUUUGCAAUUUCUUUAGUUCUUCUAUUUUUUGCUUACAAUUUUUCAUUUUCGUCAUUCCAAACAAAAGGAAACUUUUCUAUUAGAUAUAGCUGUGCGCAUGAACAAAUUAUAUAAGUAUUUAGCAAAUUAAUUUCGCCGUUCCUUCUCGAAUCUCUUUCUUCUUUGGAUACCUAAUUUAUUUAAUUAUCUUAGGUAAAUUUAUUUGUAUGUAGGUAUUUUAGAACUGUGCUCAUUACAACUACAUAAAAUGUGAACAAAGUUAGAUUUUCUACAAAAAUUUAAAUUAAAUAAAUAUUCAACGAAAAAAAGAAUGACAAAAAUUAUAAAAAGAAAAAUGUUUACUUAACCUUUUAAUGCAAAUAUCAGAAAUACAUGUUCGAAAAUUGACUGAUUGUGACACAAUGUCACAAAAAACACCUACCUGUGAAAAUAUAUAUUUUUUUUUUUAUUUCGUUAGUAAAUCUGUACCGACAAGGCAUGCCAGCUCAAGUGGGUUAGAAUUACGAUUUUUCUACAAGAAGUCCUAAAUUGAAUAAAAUCCGUAACAAUUGCAGUAAUAUAGAACUUGUUAGACAAUUUAUGUAACUAAAAUUAUGAAAUAUUAAUAUUGGCUUUGUGAUCUAAAAUGUUUUUUUUUAUAUUACUCGAAUUUUUUCAACCAAAGGUAUAUUUUUAAAUAUUUCUAAGUUUUCAUUGUUUUUGUCUACACUGCUUAGUAGUAGAUAGCACAACAUAAAUGCUGACACAUGGUACUUAAAAUUGGUGCCUAUGCUGGGUUUGGUGUUUGGUGAGCUUAAAUUGAUUAAAAAGCAUGGUUUCAUCAUACAUUUCAAAAUGUUGCUUUAGUAAUAAAAGUAAAAUAACACCACAUUUUGCAUUAAAUUUUCAUUCAACCAUAGUUCAAGGCGCGCACCACAAAGCGGAUGAGCAUCAUGGGACUGAGGAAGAGGAAAAAGGCAAAAUUUACUCCGAUGAACAAUUGACUGACAUAGUUGAUUAUGUGCUAAAGCAAAUGGAUUUGAAUAAUGAUGGCUAUGUCGAUUACGCAGAGUACCGAAAAAGUGAGGAUGCUCAAUCUAGUGAUGAUAAAAAGAAGCCAUAAAAUUUUUUAACGUGUGUAGACAUUUGUUGAUUCUUUAAAUAAAAUUUUUUAACUUUAUUUAGUACAAAA